Chanos chanos (milkfish) is the source of this 1332-nucleotide messenger RNA. It is a transcript of the gene rskrb, whose product is annotated as ribosomal protein S6 kinase related b. The transcript has 13 exons. Gene Ontology annotation, biological process: protein phosphorylation. Bases 1 to 1332 code for a protein of 443 amino acids. Gene Ontology annotation, molecular function: ATP binding; protein serine/threonine kinase activity. NCBI's taxonomy places the organism in Eukaryota, Metazoa, Chordata, Actinopteri, Gonorynchiformes, Chanidae. The record is from RefSeq and is a predicted model, not a curated record.
AUGGGCGCCGAUGGUAGCAAGAGCACUAAGCCACACACAGGGUCAGAGGAGAAUCCCAGCUCAUCUGGAUGGCGACGUUUCCUCUCCAGCAUGGGAAUCACUCUCCCAUCUGGGCUUUGCCGACUCAACCAGCUCCACUUUGGGACGCGAAGAAUGAUUCAGGACAAAGAGUCUUCCAUCCCUGAGCACAUGCUAUUACCAGGCCCUGAUAAACUGCGUAUGGAGUGGAGUCUCCCUGGCUUCAUAUCCAUGUUCCUGCCUGAGUUUCCUCACCGUAAUGUGCCGGGACAUGAACACUUUCAGGUUCUAGGUUACAUUGCCAAAGGAUCUUUUGGUCCUAUCUUAAAAGUGAAGGACAAGUCCAAGCAGAAGACAUAUGCAGUGAAGGUGAUACCUAAAUCUGAGAUCCUUCGACUGGGCGUACUGGAGCAGUCUAAAGAGGAGGUUAUAGUCCAGCGUCAGGUCCACCAUCCUUUUGUCCAUGACCUACAGGACUGCUGGCAGACCCAGCGCCACCUCUACAUUAUGUGUGACUACUGCAGUACAGGGGACCUGUACACAUACUGGGUGAUGAUUGGUCAGUUUGGGGAAGAUGCCGUGAGAGUAUUUUCUGCUGAAUUGGGUACUGCUCUUGGAUUUCUUCAUGACUUUGGAAUUAUCCAUCGAGAUGUGAAGAUGGAAAACAUCCUUCUGACUGAUCAAGGACACCUGCGUUUGGCUGACUUUGGUUUGUCCCGACGUCUGGAACGAGGAGGGAGGGCCUUCACUAUUUGUGGAACAAUUCAGUACAUGGCCCCUGAAGUGCUGAGUGGUGGUCCCUAUAGCCACGCAGCUGAUUGGUGGUCUCUUGGCAUCCUGCUUUAUGCAUUGGCUACUGGAAAGUUCCCUGUGCCUCCUGAGCCAGAUCACUGUAGCAUGUUACGAAAAGUACGCUCCUGCCCCUAUGAGAUGCCCAAGACCUUCAGCCCUCCUUUUUCUCUUUUGCUCACUGAGCUCCUGUGCAAAACCCCGAUGCGUCGCCUACGGACACUUGAGCGCUUUAAGCGGCAGACGUUCUUCCACGGGAUGCCUUUCGACUCCCAACUUCUGCAGAAGACCCCCAUGGACCUCAUCCUGGAACUGAAAAAUCGGCCUGACCGUCCUGCCAAAGCCCGGAGGGGCCUGACUCUAGAUCCCUUUCCCAAUUUUGACUGUGACCUCCUCUCAGGUUCUCCCAUCUCUACAGUGGCCCCAGAGUUGUCUCCUACUCUGGAUAACUUGGAAUCAGUGGAUGCGUUGAUUCAGAGCCAUGUAUCUCAGGAUAACGGUUGUAAAACAGAAUUAUUUGUGUAA